This is a messenger RNA of Cataglyphis hispanica, 3582 nucleotides long. RefSeq lists its product as uncharacterized. The coding region runs from base 717 to 3080 and encodes 787 amino acids. The transcript has 4 exons. The record is from RefSeq and is a predicted model, not a curated record. Lineage: Eukaryota; Metazoa; Arthropoda; Insecta; Hymenoptera; Formicidae.
UAGAGAGGGCGAAAAAGAGAGGGAAGAAGUCGAGCUCUGCUAUUACAGAGCACCUCCGUAGCCGCGACGCACAGCCCAAUAUGGAGCAAUCUCAGAUUUCCAUCCGCCCAAAUCGAGAAUAUACACGCCCGCACCUCCGCUUGCUCCUCUUGCGGAGGGCUGGUCGUUGUCGUCUUCUUCGCCGUCGUCGUUUCCCCCCCGUUUCCCUCGACGGAGGUGCAGCACGUCGCUCCUCACGGUGGAGUUGUCGCUCUUGUCCACUUCACUCUCGUAACAGUGCCAAAAGUGCCUCAAAACGCUUCACUUCGUGAUUAUUGGUUCCAUUUUCUUCAUCUUUCUCUUCAUUUACUCGUUACCUUCUCAUUUUCCUCUCGUAAAGUUCCUCUUUUCAUCCUGGGGGAAUUUCAUCCACGUGCUCAAGCGAACUCCUCCUCCUCCUCCUCCUCUUCUUUUCCUACCUUUGAUUCCAAUUGAAGUAUCCCUCGAUACGUCUGCCAAGAGGCCACGCGAGAAGAAUCGAUCGCGUGGGCGAUCGCGAGUCGAUUGAGCGAAAGUAAUUAAUCGGAGUCUUGUGAUUGUGCACGACGAUGAUUGUCGUAUUAUCCGGUUCGGUGAAUCGAUCGUGCGCGAAAAUCAUCGCAUCCAAGUAGAAGAAGACGCGCGACGAAGAAGAAGUACUUUUCUCAGGAAGAAGACUCGCCGAGAACGAUACGUUCAUGUUGCCGGAAAGCAACUUUCCCGUCACAGGGGGCACUAUGCAGACUGAGGAAGUCGUGCCGCGUGCACAGUCUAUUGGCAUAGAUAGCAGUCUGACCGACGGCGCUGGUCUGCAGCAUCAUUUGCAUCACUCGUCGCAUUUACACUGUCCGUUACCGCCCGUGAUCCACAUGGCCGUUAAGCAGGAGCCUCAGGAGGAGGAAGAGCGAAGUCGUGAUGCGAACACAUUGAGUCCGCAAGUGGAUGCGAUCAACGCUACGGGUUCGGUGGACAACAAGCAAGUCGGCCAUUAUCAAAUUCAAGGACUGGAGGACAAUCCAACGUUAGUGCCAGAUGCUAACAAUCGAGGGCGAUCCAGUCGUGGUCGCAGAAAAUCGCGAUGGAAGCUCAAGUUUCAUCAUCAGGCGCUGCCGCCGGAAUACCUGGACCAUUACGAGGCUUCGUUGGCCCAGGAAAAUCUGAACUCGUCGCCGCCGCGAACCGUCAUCGAACCAGCAGCACCUAGCCCGGCACCGACGAGCUCGACUUCCACCCCAAGUCCCAUCGCUGAUACCCACGGUUGGCUACAGCGGAUUGCGGCGAUGCAGCAGGAGCUCUGUCCGCACGUUGGAUCGAUUCCCCAAUGUCCGAUUGCUCCUGGUCGUGACAAUCAAGUUACAAGCACCAGGAGAUCCGUUAUCACGUCCGCGUCCUCGCAGGCCUACUCCAACGCGCCAUAUCCCAACCAUCAUACUCAGCAGACGCAUCCGCAGACGUCCAGCAGGCCGCCGAUGAAGUAUUCCGAUCUUCCCUACAUGGGCGAGAUCACCCUCGACAAUAGCAAGCCUAGACGCGGUCGGAAGCCGAAGAAGGCUGACAUCUGUCAUUUGAUUUACAAGAAUUAUGGCACUAUACUGCCGGGUACACCCGGUCACGAGGAGAGAAGACUGUCGCCCCGAGACAAACAGGAUUCUCUAGAUCGCGUAUCGCCUCACGUACCAUUUCAGAGAACGGACGUGCAAAACAGAAUCAGCAGUCUGUUGGAGAAGCGGCUGACUCAGGAGACCCGACGAAGCUUCGUCGCGUUGUCUGAGAACGCGCGGGAACAGGAUGAGCCAUUGAACCUCUGCAUCAGAGAUCUCAAUCAGUUGAAGAUUCGACUAUUGCGGAAACACGGAAACGUCUACGAGUCCGGUCAGAUGAAGAGCGAGACGUCGAGCGACGGUGAAGAGGUGGAGUGCCUUGGAAGUGCUUUUUUAUCGGAACCGAUCAACUACUCGGAGUCGAUGGUUCAUCGUUCGAACAACAGUCUCGUCAAUCAUAAUAACAACGUGAUCGAUCCGAUGAUCGGCCACAACUCUGGCUUUGUGUAUUGGCCGAACACUGGUGUGUUCAUCCACCCGAUGGCCCUGCAGUCGCAAUUGCUAUAUUACCAGAAGGUUGCCCAAGGUGACAAGUGUUCAUCGCGGCCGACGGAUCAAGCGCCGAGGGAGCAGAAAAUUGUGCCCAAAUCGAUAUAUUCGAUGAUGGAGACGAAGAGCGUGCCUCAAGCAUCGGCAUUGCCCGCGUCCCAGGUGACGCCAACGCCAACGUCAAUCACGGCACCGCCGUCACCCAGACCGAAGAGGAACGCUCCUCUAAUUCAGCCGCAAAGUCAGCCGACUAAGCGGAAGCGUUCCGCCAUAUUUAUACCACCGAUACCGGCGGAAAACAAUAACAAUCCGGCGACGGAAGUGAGUAUAUGCAAAUUUAAGUUCACCGGCGGUGCCAAGCCUAGUCUGCAGGAGAAGAAGAGUCUCUCCGUGGACUCGGGUGGUAAUUUCCGCUAUUACAGUGGCACCGGUGAUAAGAGCAUGCGCGGUUACGAGUUCUUUCCCAGAGAGGCCCUUCAGCAGCCGGCGGGCCAAUCCGGAACGACCUCCGCCGCUGGUGCCUUCCUCAACGCCGCUGGCGAGAGAAUCCAAUCCCCCAUAACGUGCCAGAGAAACCCAGCCGGCCAGGAUGAUGGGCGACGAAAGAGAAAGACCAGAAAGUCCCUGCAGCGCGAGAAGCUGGAGCAGACCUUCAAAGAGAAGGGUUUUCUCAUUCAGACGCAGCAGCUUGAAUCCGCGGAGGGUGCCACGUACUGUAAAUUUCGGCAGCUCAGAAAGUUCACCAGGUAUCUGUUCAGAAGCUGGAAAGACUAUUUGCCCGGUAACGUGCGAGAAUUGAGCGGGGGCAACGGUGGGGGCGGCGGCGCCGCGAUAAACGGCGAUGUGACUGAUCUUGACGUUGUUGACGGGGACGCCGUUCUUGUUCAUACCCCCCCACCGCUUCCUCGCGAUAAUCUCCUGGAAGUGCCGAAUAACUUCGUGGAGGAACAUCAGACUUUGCCCCUCACGUGAGACUUGACAUUCGCGGCGCGUUGUCAACUGAUGAACGAAAAUUGUGACACGGUACGACGCACGUUAUUCCUUUAUUGUUGCAUCUCUUUUCCUCCUGUUUCUUCAUUUUGUGAAACCUUUUUUUUCAAACGAUAUAUAAUUGUAAAAUUAGAGAUUCUACCUAACUGUCCUUCAAUCUAUAUUUUUGAAACAAAAAUUAUCAAUUAUUAUCGAAAUAUCUUUUUCACAUUUGUGAAUUUAUAGAUAACUUUGCAUAUAUUACAUCUUUUUUAAAAAUACUGGAAGAUGGAAAUUGUAUGUUAAAAAUUAUGAAGAAAACUAUGAACAUUUUUAUAAUUAACACUUUUUAAAAUUUGAAUUUAAAAAUUGAAGAAUUUGAAAGUUAACUAUUCAAUCGUAUGUUAUUAAUAUAUAGAGUGUUCCAAAGCAAGUCAAUGAAGCUUCAGUGUCUUAUAGGAAAUUGAAUUUGGAAACAAAUAAAAUUUGAGUUCACCGGCGGUGC